Messenger RNA from Elaeis guineensis (African oil palm), 4245 nucleotides. Its product is annotated as putative disease resistance protein RGA4. NCBI's taxonomy places the organism in Eukaryota, Viridiplantae, Streptophyta, Magnoliopsida, Arecales, Arecaceae. Gene Ontology annotation, molecular function: ADP binding. The record is from RefSeq and is a predicted model, not a curated record.
ACAAAGUAUUUCGCAGGUGGACAUUAAGAAAAAGACGCCUUUGUCAAAAGCAUAUGCGUGGAAUAUUCUUGCUCCGCUGACCAUGGAGUCUAUGGUGGCCUUAAUACCAGGGAAGAAGAGGCGAAUGGGCAGCAAGGGGACUCCUGAGACGAGCAUGGGCAUCAGGGAGGAGGCGGAGCUGUCGAUCAUAUGCAACUGCUCUCCCUUUGUCCGUCGCUGAGUUGUGGGAUGAGAUGCCUUUGUCCGUGGGCAACGAAGGCUGCUUGUAUCUGAGGCUAGGAUAGAUCCUCCUCUUCUCCACCUUCCUUCUCUUUAUGCCCGUCAGCAUCGAGUUCUAUAGGCAAACCGCCUUCUGGUGUUCUUUGUUGUGCUUUCCUGUCUUUUUGGUUGAUAGAAAGCAUCGUGCAAGAAGGAGAUGUCGAUGAUAGCUGACGCCUUCGUCUCUAAGCUCCUUGAUGGCUUGGCCUCGGUGAAGGAUGAGGUGGCCCGGCUCUUAGGUGUGACCGAUGAGAUCGCACGGCUCCAAGAAACUCUUCAAACAAUAAAAGCCGUCCUCGCCGAUGCCGAGAGGAAAAAGAUUCAGAGCGAAGCCAUAAAUAACUGGCUCAAGAAGCUCAAGGACGUCAUGUACGACGCUGACGACAUCCUCGAUGAAUGCCGGUUCGAGGCCGAGAAAUCUAAAGUUGCAAACCCCUCCAGACCUCAACCUUCCUCUUAUUUUUCUGUUGGGAUGUCAGUAUUCAAGAAGAUGAGGUUUACUCACCAGAUUGAUAGGAGAAUCCAUGAACUCAAUCAGAGGCUAGAGAACCUCUUGGCAGAGAAAUCUAAAUUUGAUCUCCACCCCUCUUCUGCCGGCCGUGAGGACCACCAAUCCACUUCUAAAGUUAGCAGGAUGACAUCUUCCAUACCGGAGCCUGAUAUCGUGGGGUCAAACGUCGAGCAGGAUACUGGCAAACUGGUGGAGUUGUUGAUUAAGGAGGACACUCGAGAAAACAUUCUUAUAUUUGCCAUCGUUGGAGUUGGUGGAAUUGGCAAGACCACUUUUGCUCGAAAGAUUUUUAACGACGAAAGGAUAGCAGCCAACUUCCCGAUGAAGCUCUGGGUCUGCGUGUCCAAAGAUUUUGAAGAAACUAAUCUGCUGAAAGACAUCAUCACUCAGGCAGGGCACAGUCCAGGAGGCUCCUCUAGCAGAUCACUGCUCGAGCCCAUGGUUCGAGAGGCUGUCACAAAUAAGAAAUUCUUGCUUGUCUUGGAUGACUCAUGGGACCAAAAAGUAUGGAAUGAUUUACUCCGAAACCCCUUGCAGAGUGGGGCAACGGGAAGUAGAGUCCUAGUGACCACAAGAAACAAAGGGGUUGCAUUGCAAAUGAAGACUGUAGAAUCUCAUCAAGUGGAGCUCUUGUCUGCUGAAGAUGGUUGGGUGCUGCUGCGCAAGGUGGUGGUUUUGAGUGGGCAGGAGAGAGAGAUCGAAGAUCUAAAGGAUAUCGGAGAGAAGAUUGUUGACAAAUGUGGCCGCCUCCCUCUUGCUAUCAAGACCAUUGGAGGAGUAUUAUCAAGGAAGAGAAGGAACAAGAAAGAUUGGGAGAAAGUGCUUGAAGUCCUUUCAAACAAUGCUUGGACCGGCCUUCUCGAAGAGUCUCAACCGGCACUAUACUUGAGUUAUGAAGACCUGCCAUCUCAUCUUAAGCAGUGCUUUUUAUAUUGCUCGCUGUUCCCUGAGGACUGUAUGUUGGAUCGUCACAAACUAAUUCGUUUGUGGAUCUCUGAAGGGUUCAUCCAUGAAGAGGGAGAUCUAACAUUGGAAGAGUUAGGUGAAGAUUAUUAUGGGGAUCUUGUUCAGAGGAGUUUAUUGCAACCAGAUCCUUGGUGUGAUGAUCAUAAUCCUAGAUGCACUAUGCAUGAUCUACUAUGGUCUCUUGCUCGAUUUUUAGCACGAGAUGAGAACCUUUUUGUGGAAAGUGGGGUUGAAGUCGUAAAUAGUUCAUCUUCAGUACUGAAGCCACGUCGCUUACAGAGUUGCGUUUCAGAAGAAAAGCGACAAGAAUUUAUUGAUGCAUUGGAAGGGUGCAAAUCCUUGAGGACUCUACUGUUGAGAGGAUCACGGGUGGAAGAGAAUGAUGCCAACAAUCUGAUUAAGAAGACACCGCGCUUGAGAGUACUAGACUUUUCAAGCUCUAAUAUCACAAAAUUGCCAGACUCCUUGGAAAAUCUCAUACAUCUACGUUAUUUAGAUUUGUCAUGGUCUGGCAUAAGCGAGCUACCAGAGAGCAUGGGAAACCUUGUAAAUCUGCAGUUCUUGAUGCUCUUUGGCUGCAAAAAUCUACGCAGCCUUCCUAAAGGCAUCGGAAAGUUGCGCAACUUGCGGUGUCUUGAUCUUUUUGAAACAGAACUGGAGGGUAUACCUAUUGAAAUUGCAAACUUGCAUCGACUAAACACACUGAUGAAUUUCACGGUCAGGAACAACAAUAGCAAUAGUGGUUGGUGUACAGUGGAAGAAUUGAAGCCUCUACAAAAGCUUAAAGUGCUCCAUAUCGUGAAGCUGGAGAGGGCAUUGAAUGAGGAUGAGGUUAGAGGAGUAAAUGCACUGAGGGACAUGUUGCAGCUUGAAGUGCUACAUUUGUCGUGCGAACCUUUCAGAGUUGAUGAUGAUGGACAAGUAUGUGAUUACAGAGAAGAGGAGAUGCAAAGAAUCGAGGAGGUCUUUGAGGUGACGCUCUGCCCACCGUCACCGUCGCGCCUAGAAUCUCUUACAAUCUAUGGUUUCUUUGGACUCCAUCACCCGAGUUGGAUGGCAUCUAGCACUACGGACUCGCUCUUCUCUGGGCUAAGACGGUUGGAACUCUUAUUAUGUCUGUUUUGCCCGCGACUUCCACCAUUAGGGAAGCUCCCCAAUUUGGAUUACCUCCACAUAAACUGUGCACAUGCUGUCAAAAGGAUCGGGGCCGAAUUUUUGGGUAGCAGAGAUCAAGGAGGCAGGAUACAAAUUUCAUUCCCUAAGUUAACAACAUUGAUGUUUUUUAACAUGGACAAUUGGGAGGAAUGGGAAUGGGAGGUAAAGGAUGAUGACAGACUAACAGCGUUACCAAACUUAAAACAAUUGACACUUUUUUCGUGUCCAAAGUUGAGGUCUCUUCCUUCUGGCCUUGUUCACUAUGCCACUGCCCUCACAAAGCUGGAAAUACGAAAAUGCGGAAGUCUAAAGGCAAUUAGGGGCUUUUCCUCUGUCAAAGAAUUGGAAAUAUCUUGGAGCCCUAAUCUAGAGUGUGCUUCAGACCUUCCUAGCUUGGAAAGGUUGACGUUGCUUGAUGAGGAAAUGAGGUCCCUACCGGAGUGGUUACAUGGAGGACAACCUGAAUUCCCUGUGCUCAACACGCUUCAAAUCAAGGUCAGUGACCAACUACUCCGCAGAUGCCUCAAGAAUGGCUUAGAUUGGCCCAAGAUUGAACAUAUCCCCUACGUAUAUGGCAAGAAUGAAUAUGGAUCCAGAUACAUCUCCAAGAGUCCCUCUGCGUUCAGCACCAACUUAAAUGAUGAUGUUGAAGAUGAGUAGACGCGCACGAGGUUCUCUCUUCGCAAUGAGGCUCUUUAUGUUUCACUUAAUGGGCUAUACAUUGGUUAACAGGGGGCCAAUCAGCAUCAAAGAUUUAGUGAGAGAGUACAAAUCUGAACAAUUCUAUUUAUGUUGCUUAUUAUUCAUGGAAGGAUUGGUCUGUUAUAUUGGAAAAUUAACAACAAAUGACUGCUCCUCUUUCUGCACCAAAUGGCAUGCUGAUCCAAUCAUGUGGCGGAUUGUAUGGCAAUCGUUUGUUUGGUACAAACACAAGUCUGGAGGAUUUAAUUAAUUUUAUCUAUGCUUCAUUUGCACCUGUGCCAAUACCAGUUUGUGUAUCAAUGUUAUGGUGGCACAUUCAGUUUACUUUAUCAUGCUAAUGUAUUUCUUUUGUGCAACGUCCUGUCCUAUGUGCACAUUCAAGAAACUGAUCCAGCUGAGGUAGUAUGGAUAGCUCAAGACUUUGUUCAACUGAUAUGGGGUUAUCAUUACGACAGUAUCACUAGUCUCUCUAUGCAUCCUUGUAAUUCAUUAUAUCUUCAGCAACCUCCAUGCAUUGUCUCUACCAACAGUAGUGGCUCUGAAUUGGGGUUCAAUGGCCAAUGUUCUUUCAUUCAACAACAGUGGUGUACCUGACAUGUAAUGAAGACGUUUCCUCACCAAAAGGAUAAAAUAAAAUCGUGACAGAAAAAUAA